Molecule: messenger RNA, 1933 nt
Organism: Neltuma alba
Lineage: Eukaryota; Viridiplantae; Streptophyta; Magnoliopsida; Fabales; Fabaceae
Product: putative UDP-glucuronate:xylan alpha-glucuronosyltransferase 4
Exons: 2
Coding region: 17-1735 (572 amino acids)
Molecular function (GO): glycosyltransferase activity
Source: RefSeq, a predicted model, not a curated record
GUUCAUCAACUCUUACAUGGCUUCUUCUAAGUCCUUACCUGCUCAUCCUUCUUCUAUGCAAAUACCUUUUCUUAUCUGUCUUCUUCUCAUCUCCCUCAUCCUCCUUCUCUCUGUCCUCUCAAUCAAACCCCAGAAAUACCCCCCUCCCCAAUUCACCCAUCGCUUACCUCGUCACGAAGAACAAGAAGAAAUCACAGAACCUCCGGCUUGGUUCGAUUUCGUAGCAAAACAUCUUAAGACCGACAGCGUUAAGGUAGGUCUCGUUAACAUCGAUCAAAAACACGACGCUGGCCUAUUACAACAUCUGCCUCCGCCAGUAGAGACAGUUCCUGUCAGUUUUGACCACGUUGAUGAGAACUUGAAAUGGGCAGACUUUUUCCCCGAGUGGAUAGAUGAGGAACAGAAACGGGGCCCGCCGCGGUGCCCGAGAAUGCCGAUGCCAGAGACUCGCCGGGAUCUGAACGUGGUGUUGGCCAGGGUUCCGUGUGGGAGGAAGAAGGAAGGAGUCAGAGACGUGUUUCGGUUACAAGUAAACUUGGUGGUGGCUAAUCUGGCAGUGGAGAGUGGUUGGUUGAAUGAUGAUUCUCAUCAAACGGUGUUUGUUGUGUUCAUUGGGAGAUGUGGGCCCAUGAUUGAGAUUUUCAGGUGCGAUGAUCUUGUAACGCAUGAAGGCGAGUAUUGGGUGUAUAAGCCCCAUCUGUGGAGGCUCAGGCAGCUAACGCUUAUGCCUCCUGGUUCGUGCCAGAUUGCUUCCAAUUCUGCAGAAACAGGUAAAGAGGCGUGGAGGCCUUACAUGUCCCAAUCAGCCCCACUGAAAAGCAAUAAUUCUACGAUACGGGCCCCGAGAGUAGCCUAUGCCACAGUGCUUCACUCCUCGGAAGCUUAUGUUUGUGGCGCCAUAGCUUUAGCCCAAAGCGUCCUUCUCACCCUUAAAAACCACCCCCUUAGGGCCAACGCAGACUUAAUCCUCCUUGCUGAUAAAUCAAUCGGCCCCAAAUCCACAAGAGGCCUCCAAGCCGCUGGCUGGAAGAUCAAACGCAUCGAACGCAUCCUCAGCCCCUUCGCCAGGAAGAAUUCAUAUAACCGAUGGAAUUACAGUAAGCUGCAACUAUGGAAGCUCACGGAGUACGAUAAAGUCAUUUUCAUUGAUUCUGAUCUCUUACUCUUGAAGAACAUCCACGACUUCUCUUUUCACCCUCAACUCUCGGCCGCACCCAAUGAUUUUUCACUGUUCAAUUCUGGGUUGAUGAUAAUCGAACCGUCCGAGUGCAUGUUCGAAGAUCUGAUGCAGAAGAGAUUCAAAGUGGAAUCGUACAACGGAGGCGACCAGGGAUUUCUGAACGAGAUAUUCACGUGGUGGCACAGGCUGCCUUCGAAGCUGAAUCAUUUGAAGUUUCAUGAGCGUCGAGGGAACUUGUAUGAAGAGAAGGAGACAGAACUAGAGGGUGUUUAUGCCAUACAUUAUCUGGGUUUGAAGCCAUGGCUGUGCUAUAGAGAUUAUGAUUGUAAUUGGGAUUUGAAGGAUCACCAGAUAUUUGCGAGUGACUUGGCUCACAGGAAGUGGUGGCAGGUUUAUGGAAAGAUGCCCAAGGACUUGCAAUCUUACUGUGGGCUCACCAAGAAGAUGGACCAGAGAUUGAUGACGUGGAGGGGUAGAGCCAAGAAUGCUAGUUUGGCCGGUGGCCGUUGGAAGAUUAAGAUCAGGGAUCCAAGAAGGAAGCAUUUUGUAGCAUGAGGACGCUGCUACAAUAUUUGAUUAUUUCUGCUUUUGACGUUUCCUAUUCAUUAAUUAAUAUAGUGACGUUAGUUUUUGCCUCAGGCCCAUCGUAUGUACCAAUUCCAUUGGACCAGUUAUUGAUCCUGCUCCGGUCAAAAUUUUCCCCCUUUGCCUAGAGAGAGAGAGAUAUAUAUAUGUAUAUUAUUUAUCACAAGA